GGCCGGCCGCACGACUACUUCAAAGAUGUCCAGAAUAUACGAAGACGUGGACUCCACAUACGCAGAGGCAUGUAGUGACGUCACGCUCUGCUCUAACAAGAAGGGUUUCUUCAAGAACUUCGCAGAGGAAAUAGUUUCAAUAGCUGAAUCAAACGAAUGGCUGGAGACAUUCGAAAAAGUCGCAGAUGGGGAGAAAGUUGCUGCGGUUAUGGAAAAUGAAGCGAUAAUGAGUACAAUCCGCGAAGUAUUCUCCCGUAUCCAGCCUCUCCACCGUGGUAAAGACGCGCGGGUGUCUCACGAGAGGCGCCUCGCUGCUCAAGCGGCGAUCGAAUCCGGGGACUUGAGUAAGGCGUUUGGCAUGGCUAGCCAGGCUGUGCUGCGAGCGCCUAUGACUGGAGUAGAUGAAGUAAUAGACGGUGGAGUAUCCCUCGCUUUAGCGCUAUGGGUGAGAUCGGAAGUGUUACUGAAGAUGAACAAGCCAUAUUCGGCUCUUGAAGACUUGAAACUGGCGUUGAAGGAACGGCUGCCAGCUAAAAUGCGAGCUCAGUAUUAUUGGCGUAUGGGACACUGUUAUAAAGGAGCAAAAGAACCUACUAGAGCGAAAGUAUCCUACGAGCUAGCUGGUAGAUUAUUAGGAAAGGAUGAAGCUGCUCAGAAAGAAUUACAAGAAGACAUAGCAUCGCUAGAUUAUACUGUGAAACCUAACCCAACAUUGAGUAAAACAGGUGUACCGCUGACAGGUGGUGGAAAGCUCAAUAUACCCGCCUUAUCUAAUCUCGUGAAAAUAACCGAAGAGGAAGAGAAGGGACGUUUUGUAGUGGCUAAAGAUCAGAUAAAAACCGGCGAUGUGCUUCUCGUGGACAGUCCUUACGCCGCCUGCUUGAUGUCGGAUUAUUAUGGAACCCAUUGCUUGCAUUGUUUCAAACGGUUAGAAAAUAGCGAAACCUCCGCUCCCAUCUGGUGUCCCAAAUGUUCUGGGAUCACAUUUUGUAGCAUCGAGUGUCGAGACACGGCUUUGGCCACUUACCAUACACAUGAGUGUCAGUUCCUCGAUCUGUUUAUAGGAUCUGGAAUGUCAAUACUGAGUCACAUAGCAUUACGAAUGGUCACACAAGCCGGUUUAGACACUAGCUUACAAAUCCAUUCCACUUACAUUAAAAAUGACUCAAAAUCCGUCGAAGGCAUAAUUUUAAACGACAUAGAAGGAACUAAAAAAUCAAGAAUAAAAAGUAGAAAAGAAAGACUGAAUAGAUCAAAAAAAUACCUCAAGAGUUUCGAUGAUAAAAAUAUUAUAGAUGAGACAAAACGUGAAGUGGAUGAUAAAACAAAUAUUAAUGAUACAUUAGAAAUGACGGCUGGUCAAAUAUAUUCCCUAUGUACCCAUUCACAAUUGAGAAAAGGUUCCGAUUAUCUGAAAAGAAUAGUAAUGGCAAUGUUUCUCACUGAAUGCUUGAAGAAAGGAGGAUUUUUCAACAAAUUGGAUAAAGAUGCUGCGAGCCGAGCGGAAUCGUCAAUAUGCGAAUUGAUUCUUCACAACCUCCAACUCCUGCAAUUCAACGCUCACGAAAUAUAUGAAACAGUACGGGGAGACCACCAGUUCACGGGCUCCAAGCCGGUGUAUAUCGCUGUCGGGAUCUACCCCACUGGUGCCCUGUUUAACCAUGAGUGUUAUCCUGCUGUGGCCAGAUAUUUUGAGGGUCGGAAAAUAGUUCUCCGAGCAACCAGACCUUUAAACCCAGGAGAGACAGUAUCAGAAAACUACGGACCUCACUUCCUAGUACGGAACCUUAAAGAGAGACGCAGAUCUUUGGCCUGCAGAUAUUGGUUUAGUUGCCAAUGUGUAGCUUGUAAGGAGGACUGGCCGAUGUUGAAACAAUUGAACACUGUUACUUAUUUGAGAUGUCCCAAUAUUGAUUGUACCAGCAAAUUUCCAGCGAAUCCCAAGAGUCUUCCAAACAAAUGCUCUAAAUGUUCGGUGCCAAUUGACCCGAAGUUAAUUAAAAUCUAUUUAGACAAUAUUGACGAUUGCUCUUCUCUUUACCAAGAAGGCGCAAAACUGAUGGAGGAAGAAAAAGCCCAAGAGGCGAUAGCAAAACUGUGCAAAGGUGUGGACUUGUUCCACGAAAUAGCGAAACCUCCGCACAAGGACACACACCUCGCGCAGGAAUCAUUGAGAUCAUGUUACGCUACUUCUGGCAAUGUUUUCGUUGUUUCUGGGAAAUCUACGUAGUUGUAUUUUUGUGUAUUUCCUUACGAUUAAGGUACAUAAUAUAUUCGGAAUGGAAUUGAAGGUAUUAUUUUAUAAUGGUGCAUUUAUAUCAAACGAGCUAAUGCUCAUUCUAACCCGACAAUGUCAAAUUCUUUUAGUGUAAAAACCGUAGAGCAUCGUUGUUCUUAGUGCGUUUAAAUCAUGCGAGCGAAAAGAUUAUAAUAUUAUGCAAUGUUCUAAUACUGAACAUUUUUCAGUGAACAACACUGAAUACGAGUUUUCGUUUACACAAGAUCAUGAAAGAAUACUCUUCUUCCCGCUCUAGCUCUAUGUUCGUUUGAUAUAAAUGCAUCGAACGCGAAAUUGUGAGACCAACAAAUUAUGAUGACUCUGGUACUUUUAAGUUCUAACAAUGUUUUCGUAAUUGUAAAUAAUAUGUAGGUGUAUCGUUAUGUAGAUACUUUUAUUACUUCUAAAGUAGACUUAGACGCAAGAUUAAAAUAUGAGUUCAAUGUUUUGUUGUGAAAGGCGUUAUCAAUGCUAUUUUCUAUUUUUAAAUUCAAUCUCGUCUAGAUAUAUCCAAUUCGCGUCAUGCGGGGGAGGACUUAAUAAACUACGUGUUGAAUAUGAAAUACAAGUGUGUUUUCUUGUUGCAGUUAUAGAAACUAAUCAAGUAUUAUCAUUUACAUCAUAAAUGCACUACAACUUUAAAAUAACAUAGGAAAAUUAUUGAAAAAAAAGUCAUAAAUGUUUAUAACAAAAAAAUUCAUUCCUAUUUAUCAAUUUUUUUUCUUCAGUUCAGUGCAGUCAGUACUAAACACAAAACAAAGCGAUACCGAUAUAUUGACUUGGGCACACAUUGUUAAAAUUUCGCAUCGCUACAAUAGGGAUAUGAUCGACAAUAGAGAAUAGCCGAAGGCUUCGCAAACAAUAUAAAUAUUGCAAGCUCAAAUAUUAAAAUUACACAGGGAUAUAGCAGAACAUUUUCGGAAUUUUUAAUGCAACGUCCUAUACGUUGGACGCUACAAAAUCGAAAAUAUGGGAAUAUUUUUCAGAAAAGGUGCUCUUUUUCGACUUCAUUGUUCUUUCUUUUUAGUGUAGGAUUUAUUCAAAAUGUACAUGCAAUAUUGGUGCGAAAAAUCUGUUGAUUUUUUAUUCGUGUUGCCAGUUUUCGGGAAGUAUUUGUCGAUACUUUUUUGGGCAACCACUAUUUGCAUGUUGUUUGCAACUUACUAGUCAUAGUUUUAUUUGAAAAUUUAGGACUUAUUUCUUGUUGUUUAUAAAUUGAAUAAUACUGUUGAUUAAUGGAGAUGUAGGUACCUAUAUCAAUUUU
Molecule: messenger RNA, 3542 nt
Organism: Colias croceus (clouded yellow)
Lineage: Eukaryota; Metazoa; Arthropoda; Insecta; Lepidoptera; Pieridae
Gene: Smyd4-2
Product: SET and MYND domain-containing protein 4
Exons: 13
Coding region: 26-2230 (734 amino acids)
Molecular function (GO): protein binding
Source: RefSeq, a predicted model, not a curated record